UAAGCCAAUCAAAUUGACUCAUUCUUGUACACGCGCAACAAUUUUGUGACCUACGGCCUAAAUCGGUCCUGCGUAGUGAAAACAGAUUAACCAGUAAAGAUGACAACAUACACAGACAAGGGGAAAAAGCCUGAAGUUGGCAAAUUUCUUUGCUUUGAUCAUAUCACGUUUUGGGUUGGAAAUGCCAAGCAGGCUGCUUCAUAUUACUGCACACGGAUGGGAUUUGAGCCAUAUGCUUAUAAAGGAUUAGAAACUGGUUCCCGACAAGUUUGUGCUCAUGCUGUGAAACAAAACAAGAUCAUAUUUGUUUUUGAGUCAGCAUAUGAACCUGGUGCAAAGAUCACAGAAGAAAUGGGUGGACAUCUUAUGAAGCAUGGAGAUGGUGCUAAGGAUGUUGCCUUUGAAGUUGAAGACUGUGCAAACAUUUACAAGAAAGCAGUUGAGCGUGGUGCAGUUAGUGUCAAAGAGCCUUGGGACGAGACUGAUGAAAAUGGAACUGUCACCUUUGCUGUUGUGAAAACAUAUGGAGAAACAACACACACAUUCAUUGAGAGAAGGGGCUAUAAUGGACUAUUCCUGCCAGGUUUUAAAAAACCCAUUGAACAGGAUUGUCUUUUACAAACACUGCCCCCUGGCAAGCUAAAUUUUAUUGACCAUGUUGUUGGCAAUCAGCCAGAUGGAGUAAUGACUCCAGUUGCAGAUUGGUAUGAAAAGAUUUUGCAGUUUCAUAGGUUCUGGUCUGUUGAUGAUUCACAGAUUCAUACAGAGUAUAGUGCCCUGCGAUCAAUUGUUGUCACAAACUGGGAAGAGACAAUCAAAAUGCCAAUCAAUGAGCCAGCACAAGGCAAAAGGAAAAGUCAGAUUCAGGAAUAUGUUGAUUAUUAUGGUGAUAGUGGUGUCCAACAUAUUGCUCUUAACACUGAUGACAUCAUUACUGCGAUUCAGAAUCUGAAAGCUCGUGGUAUGAACUUUUUGACAAUACCUGAUACCUACUACGAAAACCUGAGGGAAAGACUUAAACACGCCAAGAUUACAGUAAAAGAAGACAUGGACACGCUUCAGAAGCUGAAAAUUCUCGUUGAUUAUGACGAGAAUGGCUAUUUGCUCCAAAUUUUCACCAAGCCCUGUCAAGAUCGUCCAACCCUUUUUCUUGAGGUUAUCCAACGACGAAACCAUCAAGGAUUUGGAGCUGGAAAUUUCAAGGCUUUAUUUGAAGCAAUCGAGCUUGAUCAAGACAGAAGGGGCAACCUCGUUAUUUGAUUGUCGUGAAUCUAUUUGGAUAACGAACUGUUAUCCUCUAUGCCGUGAAUUUAUUUAUAGCAGUGCAGAAACUUGUGCUUAGAAAAAUUGUUCUUUUUAUUUACUGGAAUGUGCUUGUUUUGAUAUCAAAUAAAGCAUAAUGAAUGCAUACGUUUGAAGAGUAUUUAUCAAUAUAAGUGGCUAAUCAUUUUAGCUUCAUUUUAGCUUCAUUUUUGCUUGCAUUUUCUGG
Rhopilema esculentum is the source of this 1489-nucleotide messenger RNA. RefSeq names its product 4-hydroxyphenylpyruvate dioxygenase a. Gene Ontology annotation, biological process: L-tyrosine catabolic process. The record is from RefSeq and is a predicted model, not a curated record. NCBI's taxonomy places the organism in Eukaryota, Metazoa, Cnidaria, Scyphozoa, Rhizostomeae, Rhizostomatidae. Gene Ontology annotation, molecular function: 4-hydroxyphenylpyruvate dioxygenase activity.